GUGCCUGGGGGAGCAGCUGUAGUCGGUUGACUAUUCGGAUAAGCGCUACUAUAUUUUGACCCAAGAGCUCACAUGUCUGCGUAGGGGAAACACAGGCGGGCGCGCUGGAUAGAGAGAAGUGGCCAGGACAUCCACCUGCUCUUUUGUUACGUAAACUUCCCGGCCCUUGUAGGUCCACAAUAUCCUCAGGGCCUCUAGAUGCGCCUUCUUUUGCUUUCAAAAUUGGAGUGCAAGUGCCCCCGCCCGGCGCCGGCUGAUGACGCGCUGUCUCCUCCUUCUCCUGCCCUGGGCUUGAGACUCAGGCUGGCUGGCUGGCGUUGCGCACGGCGAGAGCGCGUUGGUUUGGUGGCUUCUCCAUUGGCGCUUUGGUGUGAGCCAUGUAUCGGGGACUCUCUGCAGAGCUCGAGAACAAAAAUGAAAUGGAUUCUGAAGAUGUUCGGUGGUCUGCUCAAAAGGUAUCCUUAAGGGACAAGUAUUGUCAGACUGACCAUCACCAUCAUGGAUGCUGUGAAACAGCCAUAACAUUGGAGCCUGGAGACCCACCUCUAUUACAACAGCCCGUGCAGACUUCUAGAUCUGGUAUCCUGCAAAUUAUUGAAUGUUUUCGAUCUGGUACAAAGCAGCUAAAACACAUGUUAUUAAAAGAAGUGGAUACCAUAUUUGAGUGCAAAUCAUGCCGCAGCCUCUUCAGGGGACUUCCAAACCUAAUCACCCAUAAACAGUUCUACUGCUUAUCUAAACUGCACAUGGAAGAAUGUCCAUCCACUGAAAAUGAUAAACCAGGUCAAGAAAUGAAAGAUCUCCUGGAGACGAUUUACCCAAAAGCAGAUAAAUCUGAAUUAGUAAUACAGCUUGAACCAAUUCAGACAAAUAAAAAUGCUGUUUUUCAGUACGUUACAACAGCUGCGGAAAUCAGCACGGUUAACCACAGUCCACCAGAUCCUGAUCCUGGUGAGGUUCAAGUGACGGAAACAGUACCUUCAACAACAAUUUCAGCUCCGCAAACAGAAAUGAAUGAACAACCCCCUUCAGAUAAUAGCAAAAAGGAACCCAGUUCCAGUAUUUCGGUGGAAAGCCCAGUACAGACCAUCAGUUUUGUUCCAAAGCCCAUCAAAACAGUCAGCAGCAGUCAUCCAUUUUCUUGUCGUGUUUGCAAGAAAGCUUUCACCUGCAGGCGAAGUAUUAGACGACAUAUUAAAAAGGUACACAGAAAAAAGCUAGAGGAUAUAAAGAAAUUUAUUGAAGUACAACGAAUUCCAAAACUAUCAAAAGGACGUAAAAGAGUUCACACAACAUCAAGCAAUAGCUGUCACGUGUGCCAUAAAUCUUUUGCGACAAAAGCCAAUGUUAGAAGACAUAUUGAUGAAGUACACAAAGGAAUGAGACGAGAUUCCAGCAUUCCCGAAGUAACUGCAAAGCCUGGGAAAACCUCGGCUUCUGAAAUUUCGUCUCCUAAAAAAACGGUGAAGAGUUUGCCUCGUGGGCAAAAGCCUUCUGGCAAAUCUGAUUUUAGUUUAAGUUCAUGCAAAUGCCCAUACUGUAAGAGACGAUACACUUCACGUUACCUACUAAAAAAGCAUAUUCACAUAGUACACAAGGCAAUGGUUUCUGGGAAAGAUUGUAAACAAGCUAAAGAACGAAAUCAUGCUGCUAAUGCAGAUGUUAAAGUGAAAACUGAAAGCUUAAACACUGUAGAACCUUCAACAAUAACUGUUUCUAAUUCGUCUAAUAGUGAAUUAAAGGGAGCUCAUUCUGCAAAUGAAAAAAAGAGCAUACCUGCAGCACAAAAAAGUAAAGCAAAAUCCGAUGCAGAGUCUCCCAAGGCUAGUCCAGGUGACAAGAAGAAAUUCAAGAAGCCCAAACUUUCAGCUGGCUUUGACUUCAAGCAGCUUUACUGUAAACUUUGUAAAAGACAGUUCACAUCAAAACAGAAUCUUACAAAGCAUAUUGAAUUGCAUACAGAUGGCAACAACAUUUAUGUUAAGUUUCACAGAUGUCCUCUUUGUAGCUAUGAAACCCGUAGGAAACGUGAUGUCAUUAGACACAUUACUGUUGUGCAUAAAAAGUCACAACGGGCUCUUGUGAAAAUAACUGCAAAUUUGGAAAGUAGGGCAAUAAAAAAACCUAUUGAAACCAUUCUAGAUAAGGUUAUGAAAAAAGCUCCACAAAAAGAAAAAUCAAAACAACUCACUUUAAAACAAGAUGGAAUUUCUCCAUCUCCUAAUAAAAAACACAAUGCGGGAGAAGCAAGCAUUGAAGUAAAAGUGACCAAAAGUUUUUCACUGCUUAAAUGUAAUAAAUGUGGCAAAGCAUUUGCAAAAAAAGCAGAUCUGGACCAGCAUAAAAAAGAUCACAAAGCAAAUAGCUCAUCCAUGGACUCCAAAGCCAAAACCAAAGGAAGAAGUACAAGGUCUAAAACACUGAUAUGAGGAAAGCUUUAUCCUUUCUACAUGAUUUCUAAUUUUUCAACUGAAGGCUUAUCUUGGUUUUAUUCCAUUGAUAGUGCAGGGUUUUUGAGUGAAUAUAACUACAUGCACUAAAAUGAACAUGCAGAGUGUUGUAUGUCUUUGGCUUGAAUUGUAUUGCUCUGAUUCAUGUUCUCUCCUGCAUGCUGCUGAACAAAGCAGUGCACUUACAAGAUAUGUUAUACGUAUUGUAGAGAAUGAUACUACUACAUCUUUUCCGUUGGGUUGUUGUAUUAUAAAAAAUUAGCUUUUCACUGUUUGAGUGAAACAAAUGAAGGAUAAUUGUAAGUACACUUUGCUUCACUUAUAGAAUGAAAUGAAAUAAAUAACCUACUAGCAUUGAAUACUUCUACAAAAUAGCUGCCAACUAUCAUUAAAUAUUUAUUUUCUGAUGCUAGGGGAUAAAAAGGUAGUCAAAAGAGAUACUUUGCUUAGAGUUAUUGCUUUGCCACAAUCUAAGCAACAUUAGCAAUUUUUUUUAAUUUGAAGAAUCUAUAUGGGCUGAUUAAAUGAAAGUCUACUUCUCUCACUAUAGAAAUUAUACGAUUCUCCAAUUUACUUUAUGCUGUUGUUUGCCCAAAAGAACUCGUAAUCUAUUGGUUUUGUUUUUAGAACACAGUUCAUGAAGGUAAGUUGUACCACGCUGGUUCAGUGGAGUUUUCAAGAGCAAUAUCAAGCAGUGUAAAAUGGCUUGGCAAGCUGCCUUUCCCCAUUCAAGCAUUUGAUUUUAAUGCUUCUGAGUAGAAAAGCAGACAGUCAAAAAACUGCAUUCUAUAUACCUAUUAUUAAUAUAUUACCUGCAAGUGGCAAAUAUAUAUUUUUAUUCCUAAAAAAAUCUUUUGUGCUUAAAGUAUUUUACCACUUGCCUUAUUAAGUGCAAGUGGUAAACAUAUCCAUAUAGUAAAUAAAUAAGUAUAUGAGACUGCCUUGGGAAUAUUCCUGCUUGCAAUUUUUGGUACAAAACAUAUAAGGAUUAUCCCUGCAAAUAAACAGCAAAAUAAAAUUAUGCAGGUGACUGUCUUAUAAUUAAUCUAUACUUUGCCAAAACAAGACUAGUUGUCUUGAUAAAAGUUUUACCCCCAUAUGUAAUAAAAAGCAUUAAUUUUACCCAGAAGCACUAACCCAUAGCAACCAAUAAUAUGUUUGCUUUUAAACAGGUGAUCAGUAAAUACUUCCUGGUGGUUGCUAUGGGUUACUGCUUCUGGGCAAAUUCAGUGCCUUUUAUUGCUUAACCCAGUUAGAGUUCUUAAUGCUGCUAAGGAUGCUUUAUUUCCCUUUACUGUGAAACUGAUUAAAUUUGCUUUAUGUUUUUAAGGGAUUUUUUUUUCUUAUUUUGUAACUUGUAUUGGGUCAGAGCAACUUGAUCCACUAUUAAGAAUUAUGUUUGUAAUUUUUCACUCAUUUAAGAGUGCAUGUAUUUGGAGUUUGUGCUCUUCCUGAAGUCUUUCUGUCACUGACCUAAUCUAUAUGAUUUAUUUAGCCUUGUUUGUAGGGACAUCAAUGGAGUUGAUUUGCGUUAAUAGAGUAUAUGCACUUCAGGAGGCAAAUACUAAAACUACUUAGCAAUAGAAGGGAAAUUAAGCCAAGUUACCACUUAAACAAUUGUCACAUAGAUAUCAUCUAAAAUUUCUCUAAUGUUGUAAAAACUUACAUUAAAUAUAUUUGUUCUUCUGAGACUUUUUUUUUUCAGUCUGUUACUUAGUAUAGAUUUAAGUUAUUAGUUAUGUAUUUAAUACUUUAAUAGUUUAGAGUUUUGGAGGUCCCUGUGAUUACAAAACACAGUUUUGAAUUUAAAAGGAUACUAAAGAAAAAAAAAUCAAAAACUGGUCUGCUUUGGAAUGAAGCCCACAUGUUCUGUGCAGCUGCAGUUAGUAACAUCAUACAUUAUAUGUGAAACACCAGCAGCAGAUCAGUUGAUCACCAAAGCAGUUGCAUGCAGUGUAACCUUUGCAUAUUUAUUAUUUUUUGGAACUCAAUGUUUUGGGGUCAUUCCCCUUCAUAAAGCUGUGUUGGCUCGAUAAAUGAGCGUGCCCCGAAACAUUGCUUUUCAAAAAAAAAAAAAAAAAAUGGUUUACCCUGCAUGCUACUGUUCUCUUGUGCUGGUGUUUUGCUUAUGUUGUCACUAAAUUAGGAGGUGGCUGGCCCUCCAGCACCAAGCUUAAAGGGACUGAAAACACAUAAAAACACCUUUUAUUAAAAAAAAAAAGGGCUCAAUAAAUAGAACUUGUGUUAAAAUCGCUUUUUGCCUAGUCAUUUAAUUUGUGCCUUUAUAACACUAAUUAGAAAUUUGAUGAAUGUCCCAUCCCCUUUCCUAUUAUAAACAGGGCAAUUUGUUCAGAGCUCCUUAUCUGCUCAUUAUCAGAGAGCUUCUCUGUUGACUGGGUAGUUUAGUUUUAUCAGAUAGUUCUUCACUCAUCAGAACCAGAAAGAGACAGGAAGUGCUAAAGUGAAACUGGUUUCAUUAUCUCCUUUACUGCCAGAAAUAACAAAAUUUAAAACAAUUGGUAAACGUUAUGCUCAGCACAUGCCCUAUUCAUUGAGUUCAUGUUGAAAUGGGGUGUAUGCUAUCCCUUUAGUUCUUUAUAGAUAUUUUGGGUGUGCUGGUAAUUUCCAUUAUAGGAUACAGCUACAACUAGUGUCAUAGUUUGACAUCUGUAGUUGUCCAUAUUCAAUGCCACCUUUACAACAGUAAUAGAGUAACCCUGCUCACUGCACUCGCCAUGUCUAAACCACUCAUUCCAUAGCUUCAUUUAUUGUAGAGGGCAGGGCAAGGAUGGCAAGUAAGCAAGCUGCUCUGUCACUACAGUCUACAGACAAAUGAACAAGUGCUAUAUUGUGAGCCUGACUACGGAUAUUUAUUAACCUGUUAGAGUUCAAUAAUACUCUUUUUCUGUCAUAUUGCAACACACAGAUACUUUUUCUUUUCCUGUAAGGUAGGUUCAGAAAAUGUUCUAAUUCAGUAUAUUUGUACGAAACUUGCAUACUGUUUUCAGUUUGAGUAGAAAAAUAAUUUGUUUUUGUGCUUUUUUGUGAAAAUGUAUAACAGACUUUUGUUUUAAUAUUUUUCAAAUAGAUUUAAUAUUAUCAGAUCUAAAUACACUUCUGUGAUCUGAAUGUAAUGAAAAAAGUAAUAGUUUUGUGAUGGCACAUGCCCUUUUUGGAUAACUGUAUUACUUUUACUGGAAAUAAAAACUGGAAUUUUUCAACUAGUU
Messenger RNA from Xenopus tropicalis (tropical clawed frog), 5677 nucleotides. It is a transcript of the gene znf800, whose product is annotated as zinc finger protein 800. The record is from RefSeq and is a predicted model, not a curated record. NCBI's taxonomy places the organism in Eukaryota, Metazoa, Chordata, Amphibia, Anura, Pipidae. The transcript has 5 exons. Bases 378 to 2429 code for a protein of 683 amino acids.